Molecule: messenger RNA, 1473 nt
Organism: Uranotaenia lowii
Lineage: Eukaryota; Metazoa; Arthropoda; Insecta; Diptera; Culicidae
Product: probable cytochrome P450 6a14
Exons: 2
Coding region: 1-1473 (490 amino acids)
Molecular function (GO): monooxygenase activity; iron ion binding; heme binding
Source: RefSeq, a predicted model, not a curated record
AUGGCUUCCCAAUUUCUUCUAGCGCUUGUUGUAAUAGCAAUACUGUGUUUUGUGUACAUUAAGAAAAAAUACGAAUUCUGGGCCAGCUAUGGUGUUCCCUACCUGGAGCCGGAGUUUCCUUAUGGAAAUUUUAAAGAAGCGGGUCACACUUCAAUGGCUGAUUUAUCCACGAAGCAAUACCGACUAAUGAAGGGCGAGGGAACAUUUUUCGGGAUGUAUUUCUUUCUUCAGCCGCUGAUAAUGGUUACCGAUUUGGAUCUUGUAAAGACCAUCCUUAUUAAAGACUUUAACUUUUUCCCUAAUCGCGCGAUGUAUUACAACAUCAAGGAUGAUCCGCUGAGUGGGAAUUUGUUUGCCGUUGAGGACAACUACUGGAGGACACUGCGGACCAAAUUGUCGCCGACUUUCUCUUCCGGCAAGAUAAAGCUGAUGUUUCAUAUUUUGAAAGCUGUGAGUGAUAAUUUGACUGACUAUUUGGAGAAUAUGGUUGGAAAAGGGAAUGAGUUAGAGGCCAAGGACUGCAUGGCUCGUUUCACUGUGGAUAUCAUAGGAAGUUGCGCGUUUGGAAUCGAUUGCAAUAGUUUCAACGAUCCGGAUAGUCGGUUCCGGAAAUUUGGGACCCAGGUUUUCGACAAACCGAGACAUCGAGGAUUGGCUCGAUUGUUUCUGCGUUUAUUUCCAGAAGUAGGAAGAUCAUUGAACAUAAAAGCCGUUCGUGAUGAUGCUUCCGGUUUUUUCAAUGGAGUGGUCAGGGAUACGGUGAACUACCGUUUGCGAAAUGGAAGCAAUCGCAAGGAUUUCCUCAAUUUACUUUUGGAGUUAAAACACAGCGGAGUUUAUUUGAGCAUGGACGAAAUUGCUGCUCAAUCUUUCAUUUUCUUCCUAGCUGGGUUCGAAGCAUCUUCCUCCAAUCAAACGUACUGCCUAUAUGAGCUUGCAUUGAACCAGGAGUGUCAAAAUAAGGCCAGAAAAUGUGUGCAACAAGCGAUCACAAAACAUGGAGGAUUAACCUAUGAGGCCGUUUGUGAUAUGUCAUAUCUAGAUCAAUGCAUCAAAGAAACACUGCGAUUGUAUCCAUCUGUGCCAGUACUUGAGCGGAAGGCUUUCCAAAAUUACCAAAUCCCAAACACAAAAGUCGUCAUUCCAAGAGGCACACUCGUUCAAAUCCCGGUAUUUGCCAUUCAUCGUGAUGAAAAUAUUUAUCCCAGCCCUUUGGGUUUCGAUCCAGACAGAUUUGCACCUGGAGAAAUAAUCAAACGGCAUUCGUGUGCUUUUAUUCCAUUUGGCGAAGGUCCACGCAUAUGUAUCGGUCUUAGGUUUGGGAUGCUACAAUCUCGAGUUGGGCUGGCAACAGUGUUGAACAGGUACAGAGUAACAACGUGUUCUAAAACCACUAUUCCGUUAGAAUAUUCGAGCUCAGCCAGCGUUCUACAACCGAAAGGGCCUCUCUGGUUACGUUUUGAACCUUUAUAG